Elgaria multicarinata webbii is the source of this 2591-nucleotide messenger RNA. It is a transcript of the gene BDH1, whose product is annotated as 3-hydroxybutyrate dehydrogenase 1. Gene Ontology annotation, biological process: steroid metabolic process. Gene Ontology annotation, molecular function: 3-hydroxybutyrate dehydrogenase activity. The coding region runs from base 181 to 1215 and encodes 344 amino acids. The record is from RefSeq and is a predicted model, not a curated record. Gene Ontology annotation, cellular component: intracellular membrane-bounded organelle. Lineage: Eukaryota; Metazoa; Chordata; Lepidosauria; Squamata; Anguidae. The transcript has 7 exons.
AGCAAGGGCAGGCGGGCGGACGGGCGCCAGGAGAGAGCCAGAGCCAGCCGCCCAGCGCCGCUCCGUCCCCCGCGGUGCCGCCAGCCCAGCCGCGCUCCCGCAUCGCCAAGGCCCAGCGCGCGAGGAAGGAAGGAGCGCGCAGAGCCGAGAGGAAGACUCCCGAGAGGAAGACGCCCACCCAUGGCCACCAUCCUUGCCGCCUCCCGGCCCCUGGCCCAGCUGGCUGUGAAAGCUCCUCAGCUCAAGGAUGCUGCCACUGGCCUGCGGCCCCUUCCUGCUUUCUGCUUCUCCAUCUCCAGCCCGAGGGGUCGGCGCACCUACGCGACAGAGGUGGAGAAGAUUGGCGAGCGACCCGUCCUCAUCACAGGCUGCGACUCCGGCUUUGGCUUUGCCCUGGCCAAGUGCCUGCAUGAAAAGGGCCUCAUCAUCUACGCUGGCUGCCUGCUGAAGGAGCAAGGCCGUGGAGGCUCCAAAGACCUGGACAACAUGAAGAGCGACCGGAUGAGGACUGUGCAGCUCAACGUCUGUGACAGUGAGGACGUGGCCCGCGCUGUGGAGUACAUGACGUCCACCCUGAAGAAUCCGGAGGCCGGUCUCUGGGGCCUGGUCAACAACGCCGGGAUCUCCACUUUCGGGGAAGUUGAGUUCACCAGCAUGGACACCUACAAGGAGGUCGCCGAAGUGAACCUGUGGGGCACGAUCCGCACCACAAAGGCCUUCCUGCCUCUCAUCCGCCGAUCCAAAGGCCGCGUCGUCAACAUCAGCAGCAUGAUGGGACGGAUGGCCAACCCGGCCCGCUCCCCCUACUGCAUCACCAAGUUCGGGGUGGAGGCCUUCUCGGACUGCCUGCGCUACGAGAUGCGCCCGCACGACGUCAAGGUCUGCAUCGUGGAGCCCGGCAACUUCAUCGCCGGCACCAGCCUGUACAGCCCCGAGCGCAUCCAGGCCAUCGCCGACAAGAUGUGGGACGAGCUGCCCGAGAUCGUGCGCCGCGACUACGGCCGCAAGUACUUCGACGAGCAGAUCGCCAAGAUGGAGUCGUACUGCGGCAGCGGCUCCUCGGACACGUCCCCCGUCAUCGACAGCAUCGCCCACGCCCUGACCUCCACCACGCCCUACACCCGCUACCACCCCAUGGACUACUACUGGUGGCUGCGCAUGCAGGUCAUGACCCACAUGCCGGCCGCCAUCUCGGAUCGCCUCUACAUUUAUUGAGCCGGGGCGGGGCGGGCAGGGGGGGGUCUCCUCUUGGCCACCCGUGGCAGAACCAGGAAGGGAAAGUCACUUUAGAGGUUUCGCUGUACAGAUUCCCCCGUAGUCACUUGGCUAGUUGAUUUCGAAGUACUGUAUUUUAGACCAAGACUUCUUCUUCUUGUUGUUGUUAAUUUAAGCCUUUGAGCAGAAUUCAGAACCCUCCUUGCAUGGUGUGUCUCAAAAGCAAAGCUUUGUUGCGUAUUUCAGAGGGACCCAGCGCUAUUUAUUUCAGGAGUGCCUGCGUCCCCCUCUUCAUCCCAGCUGUUAAGGUAGAGUCUUGGCCGAUUUGGCAGCUGCUCUGAAGAGCUGGGGCUUUUGCACUCCCAUCCUCAUGGAAGACUGUUACUGGCAGGGUCGGUGGCUCCCCCCUCCCCCCCCCCCCCCAGCAAAUGCUGCUCCUGCAGCUGCAGCUCCGCCCAAGGCAGCCAGCAGCUCUUUUUGCCCGGCGCUCGGAAGGCCAGGACCACCCCCCACCCUGGACAGGGGGCUGGGGAUGCGCCCUGCCUUGGCUCAAGUGCUGUGUUGUGUUGUUGGGGGGGGGGGUGAGGCUGGAUCCCAUGGCGGCAUCCCGGCUGCACCUGCCUUUUGCACACUCCCUGCCGAGGGUGCUGUGGACCAGGGGCUGCCCUGGCUGCCUCCCCUGCAGGAGCAGCUGUUAGACUCAGGCUCAUUCCUCCCGCAGCCAUGCCUGUGAGCAGUUUAUUCCUGCAGAAGAGGACGCAGCACGCGCCCCGUCAUGGUGCCCGGUUGCCCCCCGCACAACGGCUCCAUGCCGGCUCCUUUUGCACUCGAGUCCCUGGGACGGGUGGCUGGCGGUGGUGGCUGGAGCAGGGGGCAGGGCUUCUGGGGAGCCCCGGUUCCUAUGGCCAGCCGGCCUCCUCCAUCCCCGCCUCCUGACUCUUUCUCCCUGGGGACCACAGAGGCACCCUCCGUCCAGCACGUGGGGCUGGAGCGGUCCAGAGCACUCCCUGACCAGGAACGCAUGGCGCACCUCAGAGGAGCCGGAAGCGUCGCCCGCCUUCCCCUCCAGCUCUCAUUUGGGCCUUCAGGAGGAGGCCCCCGGGAGGGAGCCCUGAUGGGACGAGGGCAGGCCCUCCGUGCGGGUUCUCCUGUUGAUGGCCCGUCAGAACAUUCUUUUGUACCAAGCAGCCGCUCGGAGAUAUCUUGUGAUGCUUCAGAGGCGAACAAAACUCUCACUGGAAGCUUGUGAAGGUAUUUGUGGAAGUGAAAGGGGAGGGGGGGCGAAGGGGCGUCAUGCUUCUGCAACAGACUAACAUGUGGAAGUGUCUGUGAUCAAAUAUCCUCUGCCUUGAUUAACAUUAAAUGACAGUGACGAA